Trichoplusia ni (cabbage looper) is the source of this 10115-nucleotide messenger RNA. RefSeq names its product ankyrin-1-like. Bases 171 to 8003 code for a protein of 2610 amino acids. Gene Ontology annotation, biological process: lipoprotein metabolic process; lipid transport. The transcript is spliced from 35 exons. NCBI's taxonomy places the organism in Eukaryota, Metazoa, Arthropoda, Insecta, Lepidoptera, Noctuidae. Gene Ontology annotation, molecular function: lipid binding; protein binding. Gene Ontology annotation, cellular component: extracellular region. The record is from RefSeq and is a predicted model, not a curated record.
UCAUUCGCGCUCAAUGCGUCCGCUGCUGCGACGCGUUGUGGGUUGUGACAGCCCGUUGUCUAUGGGAGUGCUUGCUCGUAUCGAAUUUGUGACAAAAUAUUUCAUGUACAGUGAAAUAAGGGAAAUUAUUACAUUUCUCGCAUGACAGUGAAUAAAAUAAGCGUUUGAAUAUGGCGUUGGAGGGUGUGAAAAGUGAAAAAAGUGAGGAAAACAACGGCAACGUACCAGACGGCAAGGCGAACGGGAUCGACAACAAAAGUAAACAGAUAGAACCCAACACAGCAUUCUUACGAGCGGCGCGCGCAGGCCAGCUGGACACAGUUGUCGACCUGCUCGACUCCGGCGCAGUCAAAGACAUCAACACAUGCAACUCGAACGGGCUGAACGCGCUUCAUCUCGCCGCUAAAGAUGGCCACAUUUCGGUUGUGGAGGAGCUGCUCAAACGAGGCGCCACUGUAGACGCCGCUACUAAGAAAGGAAACACAGCCCUACACAUAGCAUGCCUCGCAGGGCAAGAGGCCGUAGCGCAGGCGCUGCUGGCGGCGGGGGCGAAGGCCGACGCGCAGUCCGCCGCCGGCUUCACCCCGCUGUACAUGGCGGCGCAGGAGAACCAUGCCGGCUGCGUCAAAAUGCUGUUAGCUGCGGGGGCCAGCCAGACCCUCGCUACAGAGGAUGGGUUCACACCGCUAGCAGUGGCGAUGCAGCAGGGCCACGACCGAGUAGUCGCUGAGCUACUGGAAUCCGACACGAGAGGGAAGGUGCGGCUGCCAGCGCUGCACAUAGCUGCCAAGAAGAAUGACGUCAAAGCUGCCACUCUGUUGUUAGAGAACGAGCACAACCCCGACGCGUGCUCGAAGUCGGGCUUCACGCCGCUGCACAUCGCGGCGCACUACGGCAACGCGGGCGUGGCGCGCGCGCUGCUGGCGGCGGGCGCGGACGCGGGCCGCGCCGCCAAGCACAACAUCACGCCGCUGCAUGUCGCCAGCAAGUGGGGGCAGCUCGCUAUGCUUGAUCUACUCGUUGAGAACGGAGCGAACAUAGCAGCAGUGACUCGCGACGGGCUGACGCCGCUGCACUGCGCGGCCCGCUCCGGACACAGCAACGUGGUGUCGCGUCUGCUGCAGCAUGGCGCGCCCAUCACCAGCAAAACCAAGAACGGCUUGACCCCUCUCCACAUGUCCGUGCAAGGCGAACACGUGGAGACGGCCAAGGUGCUGCUGUCUGAGGGCGCGCCCAUCGAUGACGUCACCGUCGACUACCUCACCGCGCUGCAUGUGGCCGCGCACUGUGGACAUGUCAAGGUUGCAAAACUUCUAGUAGACAGGAAUGCUGACGCGAACGCGCGAGCCCUCAACGGGUUCACACCACUACACAUUGCCUGCAAGAAGAACCGGCUCAAAGUCGUCGAAUUGCUACUCAAAUAUGGAGCCAGCAAGUCAGCAACAACAGAGUCCGGGCUCACUCCCCUCCACGUGGCCUCGUUCAUGGGCUGCAUGAACAUAGCCCUGGUCCUGAUCGGCGCGGGGGCCUCCAAGGACGCGGCCACCGCCCGCGGCGAGACCCCCCUGCACCUGGCCGCCAGGGCUCACCAGACUGACCUAGUCAGGGUGCUGCUGAGGAAUAAUGCCAAGGUGGACGCCCGCGCCCGCGAGGAGCAGACCCCGCUGCACGUGGCGGCGCGCAUCGGCCACGCCGACAUCGCGGCGCUGCUCGUGCAACACGGGGCCGACGUCACUGCCACCACCAAGGACCGAUACACACCGCUGCAUAUUGCCGCUAAAGAAGGCAAAGAAGAAGUAGCAGCGAUCCUCCUGGAGCACAACGCGCCCAUCGAGGCGGAGACCCGCAAGGGCUUCACGCCGCUGCACCUGGCCGCCAAGUACGGCGACACGGGCGUGGCGCGCCUGCUGCUGGCGCGCGGCGCCGCCCCCGACGCGCCCGGCCGCUCGCACAUCACGCCGCUGCACAUGGCCACCUACUACGGGCACCCCGACAUCGCGCUGCUGCUGCUCGACAAGGGUGCCUCGCCGCACUCGCUCGCGAAGAACGGCCACUCCGCGCUGCACAUCGCUUGCCGACACAACCAUCCCGACAUCGCUUUCGCAUUACUUGAACACGAUGCGGACCCCAGUGUCAAGUCGAAGGCAGGCUUCACUCCAUUGCAUAUGGCGGCACAGGAAGGUCAUGAAGACUGCGUCGAGAUGCUCAUUGAACGCGGCGCUGAUGUCAAUGUACCUGCUAAUAAUGGUCUAACACCAGUCCACCUGGCGGCGUCAGAAGGCCGCACGGGGGUCCUAAAGGCGCUGAUGUCAGCGGGCGGGCAGGUGAGCGCGCGCACCCGCGACGGGUACACGCCGCUGCACGCCGCCGCGCAUCACGGACACCACGCCGCCGCGCGCGCGCUGCUCGCCGCCAACGCCGAUGUUACUGCCAGGGCUGCGCAUGGAUUCACACCUCUGCACCAGGCGGCACAGCAAGGCCACACGCUCAUCCUGCAGUUACUGCUGAAACACAACGCCGAUCCCAACGCAUUGUCUGCUAAUGGCCAGACAGCGUGUGCGAUCGCCGACCGCCUUGGCUACAUUAGUGCCGUCGAGGCUCUCCGGCCGGUCACCGAGAACACGCUCAGCCAAGCUGUGGGUGAUUCCGGUGGUUUAGAAGGCAAAUACAGAGUGGCGGCGCCUGAGCUCAUGCAGGAUACAUUCAUGAGUGACUCGGAAGACGAAGGAGGCGAGGUGGAGUGCCCGAUCCAGCAGCAGCAACAGUACCGCUACAUGAACAGCGAGGCGGGCACGCUGCACCGGGCCAAGCCGCUCGAAGACACUGUCACCGAUGGACACCUCUGGCCCAGCAACAAUGACAAGAAAGUCGCCACUAUUGACCGACAACCUCUUGACAUCGGAUUCCUGGUGUCGUUCGUGGUGGACGCGCGCGGUGGGGCGAUGAAGGCGAAGCGCCGCGGUGGCGUGCGAGUCAUCGUGCCGCCCGCCGCCUGCGCAGCGCCUACUAGAGUCACCUGCCGAGCGGCUACAAGACGCGCCCCGGCCGCCGCCCCUCCCCCCCUGAUGGAGGGAGAGGCACUCGCCUCAAGACUGUUGGAGCUGCAGCCACAAGGCGCAAAGUUCUUGGCUCCAGUAAUAAUCGAAGUGCCGAUCUACACGUCGUCUUGCAAGGAGCGCGAGAUCGUGAUCCUCCGCUCGGACACCGGCGAGACCUGGCAGGACCACUACCUGCACAACAACGACAACCCGCUCAUACAGGAAGCACUCCAACGUUCGAAACAAGAGUUCGGCGGCAGUGAAACCGUCCGCGAGAACGGCGAGCGCGUGACGCGCAUCGUGACGUGCGACUUCCCGCACUACCUGGCGUGCGUGUCGCGCGUGCGGCAAGAAGUGCACAUCAUCGGGCCCGAGGGCGGGACCAUCUCCAGCGCGCAUAUACCGCAGGUGCAGGCGCAGUUCCCGGCGGCGGCGCUGACGAAGCGCAUCCGCGUGGGGCUGCAGGCGCACGCGGCGGCGGGCGCGCUGUCGCGGCGCCUGCUGCCGCGCCACGCCGCCGUGUCGCCCGUGCUCACCGUCGAGCCGCGCCGCCGCAAGUUCCACCGCUCCAUCACGCUCACUGCGCCGCUGCCGGCCUACCAGGGUGGCACCGAGAAGCCGUCCACCAGCAACCUCCGCCUGCUGUGCAGCAUCAUGGGCGGGCAGGCGCGCGCCGUGUGGGAGGACGUCACGGGCUCCACGCCGCUCACCGUCACUGAGGACUGCGCAUCCUUCACCACUACUGUUUCAGCAAGAUUCUGGAUGAUGAACUGUCAAAACGUCAGCGACGCCACGAAAUUGGCUACGGAACUUUACAGGGAGAUGUUAUUGGUACCGUUUGAAGUCCGUAUCGUGGUGCUGGGCAAGCGGCUGGACGCGCUCGAGGGACGCCUGCUCGUCAUGUACAUCACCGACAGAUACGCUUACGAGACUCUGCUGCAACAGGAGCAUUACUCCGAGGUGGCUCACUCCACAUCGGUCCGAUUCCUGGACACGAAGGAGGUCUACCUGGAGUUCUCCGGAAACCUCGUGCCCGUCACCAAGUCCGGCAGCCAGCCCAUGUUUACGUUCGAGGCAUUCAAAGACAACCGCGUGGAGUUCACAGUGCGAGUGAAGCACCACGAAGAGAAUCCGUCUGGAAGGAUUUAUUUCAUGAACGAACCUAAGGUGGCCCGCGGCGAGCAGUCGCAGACGCCGGCGUGCGUGCUGGACGUGCAGCUGCCCGCGCGCAUCGCGCCCCGCGCGGCCAAGAGCCAGCUAGACUACCUCAACCUCGACCAGUCUGGUUUCGACGCGCUGAAGGACGAGCUCAGUUUCAACUGGGGUGGUGACCACAACAACAGCAUCGGACCUGCCUCGCUGCCGUACUCCAACGACCGACAGCUUAAUGGGCAUGACAAGAUAAUUACCAACGGUGGCGUCAAAUACUCUACUACUGACAGCGAUGACGGCAAAGACGCAAAGCCUCAUGUAAACGGCGACACACUGCACGUAGACUCAAACAAAACUAAAGCGACCUUCGAUUCAGAUGAAGAUAAGACCCCCAUGAACACUCUAGAAAAAGGCAAGAAGAAGCAAGAGGGAGGCGUCGGCUUCCUUGGAGGCCUCGCCGACAAAGUCAUGAAUGUCUUCGGCCAUGGAGAGGACAAAGAGGCAGAAAAAGACGAACAAGAACCUAAAGAGGACAAAGAAACCUCUCCCAAGCCUCAACCUAAACCCAGAGAGAGCAAAGAGGAAUCCCCCAAGAAAUCGCCACCUAAACCAGCCCCAAGACUCAUCAACGAAGACCUAUUAGGCAAAGUCGAUGAUAUGUUCAAAGACCUCAAAUCUAAACCCCAUUUGAAAGACGAUGAUGAUCCCAACAACCAAGUUUAUACCACAAAGUUGAUUGUGGAUGAAGAAAACCGUAAACCAGUUGAAGAAAACCUUUACGAACAGUACGAGCUCAUGCAGCCAGUCGAUACACCUUUAUAUAAUAAGAAAGUGGACCCCUUCCAAUUCUACGUCGGGUGCUGCGAAGGCAAAUACAAGGCCGGUCAGAAACACAGACAUGACGAAACAUCCAACGUUGUUGACAGGAUAGAACAAGUACAUUUCGCUGCCCAUGAGAAACUGCAUGAUGUUGCUGGUGAUCUUCAUGAUAAUAUGGCUGAAGGUCUGUGCAUCAUUGAGGAGGAGAAAGACAAAACCAAGCAAAAGGCUGGAGAAGCCACUGAUGAUUUAGUUCAUGAUUAUGAGAAGGUUAAGUUUGAUGCUCAAGAUAAAGUACAUGAGUUUGAAGAUGCGGCGCGAGGCAAGUUGAAUGACCUUGCAGACUCAGCUGAUAAGGUCAAGGACGAUGUCAAUGCUAAAGUAGAUGAUGCCAAGUCCGAUGCUAAUGAUGCUGUAGAAAACGCCAUACAUAAUGUAGGAAUCGUUAAAGAUAAUCUCAACAGCAAAGCAAUGGCACUCAACUUCGCAGCCAUGGAAAGAGCCGAAGAAUUGAAAUUGAGAGGAGAAGAAACAGCCGCAGAUAUCAAAGCAGCCGCUGGAAAAGCUGCAGAAAACAUCAAAAGUAAAGCGCAAGAUGGCGCUAAUGCUGUCAGUGAAACUGUCCAUGAUGCCAAAGAAAGUGCAAGCAAUAAGGCACAAGAAAUUAAAUCGAAUGCCAAGGAAUCACUUGAUAAUGCUAAAACUUCUGCUAAUGACAAGCUCAAGUCAAUGGGUGACUCGUUAGAAGGCGUUAAAGAAAAGUCCAAGAAAGAACUAAAGAAAGAAGCUAAGGAAGCUAAGAAGAAGGCGAAAGAAGGAAAGAACUUUUUCACCGGUCUAGUUCAAAACAUUUUCGGAGAAAAGGAGAAACUAGAGGAUGAGUUGAAGAAUAAGGUAGCUGAAGGCAAAGAGUCAGCAAAUGAAGCGCUAGACAAGGCAGCAGCAAAGAAAGAUGAGAUCAAAGAUUCCGUAGCUAAGAAACACGAAGAGCUUAAAGAUGGUGCCGAAGCUUUAGCACAAAGCGUAGAAGAGAAGAAGAAUGAAGCAGAAAAGGCUGUAGUUGACAAGGAAAAUGAAAUCGAAAAGUCAAUUCAAGACAAAACUGAUGAGGCAAAACAAGCAGUCGAGGCAAAAUCGGGAGAAAUCAAGGCCUCAGUUGAAGGCAAAGUCAGUGAUGUUAAAGAUGCUGUAAAUGACGCAGCUGUAGCGGCCCAAGAAAAGGCUUCCGACGCUAAAGAUGCCAUUCAAAGUAAAGCCAGCGAAGUUGGACAAGCCAUUCAUGAUAAGACCAGUGAAGCCAAAGAGGCUCUCACAGGAACUGGCCACGCAAUCAACGAUCAAGCAAACAAAAUUGGAGAUGCCAUCCAUGAUAAAACUAGCCAAGCCAAAGAAAAGGCUAGUGAAGUAGGAAACGCUGUGAACGACGAAGCAAACAAACUCGCACAAUCUCUACAGGACAAGACAUCAGAAGCUAAAGAAAAGGCAAGUGAAAUUGGAAAGAGUUUGCAAGAUGGAGCCAGCAAAGUUGGACAAUCCAUUCAAGAUAAAACAAGCGAAGCGAAAGAUAAGGCUAGUGAGUUCGGACAUAAUGUAGGCAACGCUAUCCACGACACAGCCAGCAAUAUCGGACAAGACCUCCACGACAAAACAAGUGACGCUAAGAACAAAGCUAAUGAACUCGGAAACGCAGUUCAUGAUAAACUGGCUGGUUUUGGAUCUGCUGUACAUGAAACUGCGAGUAAUGUCGGGGAAUCUGUUCAGAGUAAGACCAGCGAAGCCAAGGACAAAGCUAAGGAAAUUGGACAUUCUAUACAAGACAAAACGACUGAAGCUAAAGACGCCAUUCACGACAAAGCCGGCGAAAUAAGCGAAGAUGUGCAUGAAAAAGCCAGCGGCUUCGGCCACGCCAUCAAAGACACCUUCAGCGGUAUCGGCCACGCUCUUCACGAUACAUUCAGCGGAUUCGGUCACUCAGUCCACGAAAAGAGCCAGGAGGCCAAAGACUCAGUAGAAAGCACAGCCGCAGAAGUCAAAGAUGCCGUCCAUGAGAAAACAGAAGCAAUAGACAGCGCCAUACAAAGCAAAACCAACGAAUUAGGAGACGCUAUCCACAGCAAAAAGGAAGCAGCACAAAGCGAUCUGGAGAGGAUAAGGCAAGAGGCUGAAAUAACAACAGAACAAAUAAAGAAAUCCGCAGAAGAUGCGAUCAACGCAGCAGCGAACAAAAAAGGAGAAAUCCAGUCAAACUUGAGCAACAAAUUCGAUGACCUCCAACAAUCAGGGAAGGAACAGUUUGAAUACCUACAGCAAUCGGCCACCGACAAAGCAAGCGACCUGCAGAGGUCCUCAAAACAGGCGUUCGAUCACGUACAAGAUUCAACCUUGAGUUCUUUCGAUAAGGUCGAAAGUUCGGCGAAGGAUAAAGUGAGCGACGCGAAGGACAAGUGGGAUGAGAUGCAAAGCUCUACCAGGGACACGUUUGCCUCCAUGAGGGAUGACAUGCACAGCUUGGGCAGUUCUGCUGAAGACACGCUCCAUUCGUUCCAGAGUUCGGCGGGCAAUACAUUUGACAGCUUAGUCGAUUCCGCGAAAUUGGUUCUGUCUGAUGCACAACAAAACGUUGAGGAAAGUUCGAAACAGCUGUUUGGUGAUGCUAAGGGGUAUUUCGAGGGUUUCCAAGUAUCGGCUGAUAAUAAGUUGGAGGAGAUUAAGGGUUCGGCUAAGGAGGGUGUAGAGUCGGCGGAGGAGAGGCUGGGAGAGGUCGCGGAGGGCGUGAGGGGGGCGGAGCAGGCGGCCGCGGACGCUGUGGCGAGGGAAGCUGACUCCUUCACCAGUAAUCUGAACAAUUUGGGCAGUUCCGUCUUCGGAUCUUCAGGAAAAGGUAAAGGAUUUAUGAAGGAUUCGAGCACCAAGUUACUAGAGUCGGAAAAGUCACAAUCAUCCCCACACAAGAAGAGUUCCGGCUUCUUCGCGAAACUUCGGCGCAAUCCAUGAAGAUCGUCGGUGAAGCUGCGCAUCGCUUCUACUAACUAUAUAAAUAUUAAUACAACAUACAGAAGGUCCAAUUUACACAAAACUUGUGUUUCACUUAGGGAUCGAAAAUGUCGCAGAUACACUGGUUCGAGACGUUUUCAUGUAAACCAAAGUGACUGCAUAAGUUUUAUGCACAUAAAAAAACUAUACUACGAUAAAGGUUAUGCGUCUUUGUCAUUUCGUUUGAGAUAGAUAAGGACAGCAUAAAAUCACACUGUCGUUGUAAAAUGCGUUAGUUCAUUGGAUUUUCUGUACGUUUUUCUAUCGUGACAUUAGACUUAAGAUUGGAUGUGGAGGCCGUAUUAAAGAUAUGCAUCGUAAUGUCUCAAAUUAAAGUUUAGCUGUUGAACUAGAUAAGACAUGCUUAACCUAGGCUGACUGUAAAAGUACAUGUAUGUUAUAAAUCCAUAGACAAACAUCGAUAAGAGUUAACUGUCAAUUUCUAACAAACUUUAAUUACUAAAUUGUCUUUGAAAGAACUUUAAGUGUUAUUUUGAAUGUAAUUUGACCUCUUGCAUUUGAUUAAGCAAUCAAUUUCAAAAUUAUUCUUCUAUUAUGUGUAAGAGGUUAGAAAUACAUAUUUGACAGAUCCAAUCUUGAUAAUUAGUAAAAGGUAUGUUGUGUGCGAAAUUAAUAUCAUAUCAGAGGACUUAUCACUUUUAAAAGUAAUAUUAUUGCAGUUGUGUGAAAGAGAUACUGCUCUACGUCUUGUAGUGCGCCGUCCCGCUUCCACAGCUACAAAAGAGACACUUUAAGUGGUAGGUCCUCUGAAUGUAAAUCUUGAAGUAACAUUUAAUUGGGUUAGAUUGUAUUUCUAUACAGGUCACUCCUAGAGGUGCUUUUUAAAUGGUGGCCACUGAUUAUUUAAUAUAAGUACAAUGUAAAUGCCCCGGCGCUGUGUGGAGAGAAUCUAUAAUUCUAUAUCGACGAUCUAUGAUCUGUCUACUGCUAUUAAAAAUAGCUUAUGAGGUAAAAUAUCAAUGUAUUGUUAGUACCUAUAAGUUAACAUAAAGACACUUACUGGUUAAGGGGUGUUUUUAUUUUGACUUCAAGGACAGAAGAGGUUAAAAAUGUGUUAAUUAGAUGGAUUACGAAAGCUUGCGAUUCUAGGUGUUCAGUCACAAGAUUUAAAGAAUGUCUUAAUAUUUCCAUUCGACAUGUCUCUUCCUAAUAAACUUUAUAAUAUAAAGCUUACAUUGGUUCUCUAUGACAUAAUAUCGAUAUAAUAGUGGUGCUGGUGAAGUAUUGGACUAUCGAUAUCGAUAAUGUUACAUUUUCGUCGUACUUCACUACAAUAUUACGUGCACUAUUUAUGUAAGAUUUACCAUUUUAUAGUGUAACGAUCAUAGAUAAAUUUUAAUAUUUUAGGUAUUGAGCUGUGUACACAAUAGCGCGUGGUACAUGCGUGCGUUAUAGCCAAUAGGAUUCAGAAGUCAUAAAUAUAUAUAUUGUACUAAAACUAGUAUAUAGAAAUAUAUGUUCCUUAUUUUUGUAUCUAUCAUGAAUUCGAAUUUCAUUUUCGAUAAUUUCGAAAAAACCUUCCAUUGUUCCCGUGUGUACACGGCUUUAAUUGAGUGUUUCGAAUACAUACCACAAAAUAUUUUGUAUUGUUGAAUUUAAUAAUGUUAAUUGCAUUUUAUAUACAUUUGAGUAACGAUAAGUUAUUAACCCUUUGAAAUUUUAUCAAUGUGUAGUUUAACUUCUUGAAAUGGUAAAAUAAUAAUGUCUUCGAUUGACGGUAGGUAUGUAAAUUGUUGGUAAUUAAAACUGCACCUUAUUCUCUCCUUCAAAGGGAUUAGGUUCCCGUGAUGAUGCAGUUUCAAAUAUUUAGAUACGCCUUCAACUGGGGUAUAUAAAGGAUUAGUAUGAAACUGAUGUACCAACAUCACAUAUUGGUUCCAAGACUAUUUGGCCAACAUUUGUUUUAGAAAAUAGGUCUGUUUCCUGAAUACAAAUGUUGGGCAAAUGUUUGAGCUAUGUGAAUUGGGUUAAACUUAUAAUAUUCUAAUGUAUAAUAUAGUUUGCGUGUAACUGCAUACCUACAUAACAUUUCGAAAGUACUGUGAUGCCAAA